AUGACCGUCCCACACCCAACCAAGAACCAGUCUCCCUCCGCUCUCCAAACCUUCCUAACCAACCAUCCCCCACCAAAAUCUUCCCAACACCCCACCGACCUCCACCACCUCGCGCUCCAGAUAGCCCACAACCUGCACUACCAACACCUCUGGACAUCCGUUCGAAUCCACCGCUCCGCAACCCAUCCGCGCCCUCUGCUCUCCGGCGUCCCGCCCUCGCGCCUCUACAUCCACCCGGACGAGCAGAUCCAACUGCUCCAGCAGCAAAAAGACCACGGAAAGACGGGCAUGCCGCAGUUGGAAGCGCAGCGGGAAUGGGUGCUUCCGAGUCAUUUGCGGGAGAAGUGGAGUCUGAGGAGGUUGGGGGAGGUGUUUGAUUCGAUUGGGCACGCGCCGAGGGACGGGGAGGGGGACGAGGUGUUGGAGGGCGAGGGAAAGGGAAAGGGAGGGAGCGGGGAGCUGAGCAGGUGGAGGUUGGAGAUGCCGAAGAGGCUGUUGCUCGCGACUUUGGAUGAUGAUAGUACGGUGGUGUACUAUAUUGUCCAUGAUGGGAUUGUGAAGCCCAGACAGAAUUGA
Molecule: messenger RNA, 576 nt
Organism: Lecanosticta acicola
Lineage: Eukaryota; Fungi; Ascomycota; Dothideomycetes; Mycosphaerellales; Mycosphaerellaceae
Source: the annotation of a GenBank genome assembly